Delphinapterus leucas (beluga whale) is the source of this 2557-nucleotide messenger RNA. The record is from RefSeq and is a predicted model, not a curated record. Lineage: Eukaryota; Metazoa; Chordata; Mammalia; Artiodactyla; Monodontidae.
AGCUCCACAGAAGAGCAUUUCUGAAGAAGUAAUACACCAUAACAUGAUAGUAUACUCAAUUUUUGAAGACUGGAAACUUGAAGAUGAGAUAAAUUACCUGGAAAACCAAGACAAACUUUUGAAUCAAGUUACAUUUAUUAACAAUAAGUCACUGACUGAGGAGAUAGACCAAGAAUAUAACACACUGUGGAAAGUAGUUCAUCUGAACAGAACAUCUAAUGAACACAUCAGAGCCUUCAUACAUAAGUCUUACCUCUCUGCACAACCAAAAUUUCUAACAAGUGAAAAAUAUAAAUGUAUUCAGUGUGGGAAAGCCUUCAGUGGAAAGUCAGGACUUACUGUACAUCAGAGAAUUCAUACUGGGGAAAAACCGUACAAAUGUAAUGAUGAAAACGCCUUUAUUCAGAAGUCACAGCUCACUGUACAUCAGAGAACUCAUACAGGAGAGAAACCCUAUGAAUGUAGUGAAUGUGGAAAAGCAUUCAUCCAGAAGUCAAACCUCUUUAUUCAUCAGAGGAUUCACACAGGGGAGAAACCCUAUGAAUGCAAUGAAUGUGGGAAGGCUUUCAUCAAGAAGUCAACACUUAGUGUUCGUCAAACAGCUCAUACGGGAGAGAAACCAUAUGAAUGUGAUGAAUGUGGAAAAGCCUUUAUCUGGUGGUCACAGCUCAUUGUACAUCAGAGAAUUCAUACUGGGGAGAAACCCCAUAGAUGUAAUGAGUGUGGAAAAGCCUUCAACAGGAAGUCAGAACUAAGUGUGCAUCACAGAAUUCAUACUGGGGAGAAACCCUUUGAAUGUAAUGAAUGUAAAAAAGCCUUCAUUCAGAAGUCAGAUCUCAUUGUACAUCAGAGAACUCACACUGGGGACAAAAGAUACCAAUGCAAUGAAUGUGGGAAAACCUUCAUCUGGAGUUCACAGUUCGUUGAACAUCAGAGAAUUCAUACUGGGGAGAAACCCUAUGAAUGUAGUGAAUGCAGAAAAGCUUUUAUCCAGAAAUCACAACUCAUUAUGCAUCAGAGAAUCCAUACUGGGACAAAACCAUAUGAAUGCACUGAAGAGAAAUGUAAAUGUAAACUAUGUGAUAAAUCCUUCAGCCGAAACACUAGUCUUAUUCAACAUCAAAGAAUACAUACUGGAGAGAAACCUUAUGAAUGUAAUGAAUGUGGGAAAGCUUUUAGUCAGAGCACUAACCUUAUUCAACAUCAAAGAGUCCAUACUGGGGAGAAACCUUAUAAGUGUAAUAAAUGUGAAAAAGCUUUUAGUCAUAGGUCAUCCCUUAGAAAUCAUGAGAGAAUACAUAGUGGAGAAAAACCCUAUCCUUGUAAUGAAUGUGGAAAAGUUUUCAGCCAUAUUUCAGCCCUUACUCAACAUCACAGAAUUCACACUGGAAAGAAACCAUAUGCAUGUGUUGAAUGUGGGAAAACCUUCAGCCGGAGCACACAUCUUAUAGAACAUCAAGGCGUUCAUUCUGGGGAGAAAUCCUACCAGUGUAAGAAAUGUAGGAAAGUUUUUUGCCACAGCUCAUCACUAAUCCGACAUCAGAGAACUCACACAGGAGAAAAGCCCUACAAAUGUAAUGAAUGUGGAAAAACUUUCAGCCAUAAUCCAGCCUUCAUUCAACAUCAGAGAAUUCAUACUGGAGAGAAACCUUAUGAAUGUAAUGAAUGUGGAAGAGCUUUUAGUCAGAGCACUAACCUUAUUCAACAUCAAAGAGUCCAUACUGGGGAGAAACCUUAUGAGUGUAAUGAAUGUGAAAAAGCCUUUAGUCAUAGGUCAUCCCUUAGAAAUCAUGAGAGAAUACAUACUGGAGAAAAACCCUAUCCUUGUAAUGAAUGUGGGAAGGCUUUCAGCCAUAUUUCAGCCCUUACUCAGCAUCACAGAAUUCACACUGGAAAGAAACCAUAUGCAUGUGUUGAAUGUGGGAAAACCUUCAGCCGAAGCACACAUCUUAUAGAACAUCAAGGCGUUCAUUCUGGGGAGAAAUCCUACCAGUGUAAGGAAUGUAGGAAAGUUUUUUGCCACAGCUCAUCACUAAUCCGACAUCAGAGAACUCACACAGGAGAAAAACCCUACAAAUGUAAUGAAUGUGGAAAAGCCUUCAGCCAUACCCCAGCCUUCAUUCAACAUCAGAGAAUUCAUACUGGAGAGAAACCCUAUGAGUGUAAUGAAUGUGGAAAGGUCUUUAAUCGGAGUGCACAUCUUACUGAACACCAGAGAACUCACACUGGAGAGAAACCUUAUGUUUGUAAGGAAUGUGGAAAAACUUUCAGCCAAAGUGCACACCUUACUGAACAUCUAAAAAUACAUUCUGGUGUGAAACCCUAUCAAUGUAAUGAAUGUCAAAAACUAUUUUACUAUAGAACAUCACUAAUUCGACAUCAGAGAACUCAUACAGAAGAGAAACCCUACCAGUGUAAUGAAGGGAAAACCUUCGGCUUAAGCUCAGCCCUUACUAAACAUAAGCGAACACAUACAGUGGAGAAACCUUAUCAGAGUAAUGAAUGUGGGAAAACCUGCAGCCAUAGGUCAUCCCUUAACCCUGAGCACUCACAGUAG